AUGGCAAGUGGUCUCUUGAAUCUCUGGCGCAAGUAUCGACUGGUUGUAAUCUUUCCAUCACUCACAGCGUACGCAAUCUACGCGGAUUUAGCUCACACUCGGAAGUGGAAGUUGCAGCAGAAGCAGUUGGAAGUGUCCAGAGGAGUCUUUGAGGCUGAGUAGCUGAAAGAUGGUGUUAAACAGUGUCUUUGGUGCCACGAAGGAGUGGGUAUGGAUAGCUCUACCGCUCACCGGAUGGGCAAUUGGGUCAUUUCUCGACCACAAGGAAACCCUCCGGAUGACCCGAUUCCGGGACAAGAGUGCCCUGUACGGAAGACAAUUGGCUCCUGGGGAGAAACCAUCAUGGCCCUGAUUAAUCUUUGUACAGUGGAUAGUUAUUUAAUGCAAUAAAUUCGAUGAAAAAUAAUC
Messenger RNA from Phlebotomus papatasi, 408 nucleotides. RefSeq lists its product as uncharacterized. Bases 1 to 162 code for a protein of 53 amino acids. NCBI's taxonomy places the organism in Eukaryota, Metazoa, Arthropoda, Insecta, Diptera, Psychodidae. The record is from RefSeq and is a predicted model, not a curated record. The transcript has a single exon.